Molecule: messenger RNA, 3801 nt
Organism: Staurois parvus
Lineage: Eukaryota; Metazoa; Chordata; Amphibia; Anura; Ranidae
Source: the annotation of a GenBank genome assembly
AUGGGAGAGACAUUCCAAAGAUGCAAAAUGCAGCCAAGUCCAACCAGAAGGAAGAUGAAACGCAUCCCUGAAGAAGGAGAGGAGGAAGGUUUGUAUAUGAGAGCUGAGCCUGUAGAACAAGAGGAGGAGCAGAAGGGACCAGAGUUAAAGCAGGCUUCCCGUAGAGAUAUGUAUUCUAUCUGCCAAGGAGCAGGUCUUGAUGGCUUGGCAAAGAAGUUUGGUCUUACACCAGAGCAGUUUGGAGAAAAUCUGCGAGACAGUUACCAGAGGCAUGAGACUGAGCAGUUCCCAGCUGAACCUCUAGAGCUUGCCAAAGAUUAUGUGUGCAGUCAAUUCACAACGCCUGAGGCAGUGCUGGAGGGGGCCCGGUAUAUGGUUGCACUGCAGAUUGCUAGAGAACCUUUGGUUAGACAAGUCCUGAGACAGACCUUCCAGGAACGGGGCAAAAUCAAUAUUGUGCCAACCAAAAAGGGCAGAAAGGAAGUGGAUGAAGCCCAUUUUGCGUAUCCUUUCAAAUAUCUGAAAAAUAAACCUGUGAAGGAGCUUCGGGAUGAACAGUUUCUUAAGAUGUGCAUUGCAGAAGAUGAGGGUUUAAUUACCAUUGAGAUCAGUAUUGAUUUGAAGGAUGUUGAGGGCUAUGGAAAUGAGCAGACCUAUUUUGAGGAGAUCAAGCAAUUCUAUUACAGAGAUGAGUUCAGUCACCAGGUUCAGGAGUGGAACAGGCAACGCACACUGGCCAUUGAAAGGGCCCUAAAGCAGUUCCUGUACCCUCAAAUGGGCAAAGAGUUGAAAAGUAAACUUAUCCUGGAGUCCAAAGAAUAUGUUGUUAAGUCAUGUAGCCGUAAAAUGUACAACUGGUUGAAGGUAGCCCCAUAUCGGCCAGAUCAGCAAGUAGAGGAAGAUGAUGAUUUCAUGGAGGAGAGCCAAGGGAAAGGAAUCCGUGUUUUGGGUUUAGCUUAUGCCUCAGCAAGAGACCACCCUGUUUUUUGCUCUCUAAUUAAUGGGGAAGGUGAAGUCACGGACUUCCUGCGCUUGCCAUACUUUACAAAGCGGAAGAAUGCUUGGAGAGAGGAGGAGAGAGAGCGUAAGGCUCAUGAUAUGGAGAGCCUGAAAAAAUUUUUGAUUAGCAAGAAGCCUCAUGUUGUUGCCAUUGCUAGUGAGAAUCGAGAUGCACAGAUGAUGAUUGAGGAUGUUAAACGCAUUGUUAAUGAGCUGGAGCAAGCACAACAGAUGUCUUCUAUUGGGGUGGAAAUGGUUGAUAAUGAGCUAGCUGUUUUGUAUAUGAACAGUAAAAAAUCAGAGAGUGAUUUCCGGGACUAUCCCCCAGUUUUACGCCAAGCAGUUUCUAUUGCUCGCCGUGUUCAGGAUCCCCUGAUUGAAUUUUCCCAGGUCUGCAGCACUGAUGAAGACAUUCUUUGUCUGAAACUUCACCCAUUGCAGGACCACGUAGUGAAAGAGGAACUAUUGAAUGCCCUUUAUUGUGAAUUCAUCAACAGAGUCAAUGAGGUUGGAGUUGAUGUUAACAGAGCUAUUGCUCAUCCGUACACACAGUCCCUGAUCCAGUAUGUGUGUGGCCUUGGACCACGUAAAGGCACUCAUUUACUAAAGAUCCUCAAACAAAACAAUACACGCCUAGAAAAUCGUACUCAGCUGGUUACAAUGUGUCAUAUGGGUCCCAAAGUUUUUAUUAACUGCGCUGGUUUCAUCAAGAUUGACACAAACUCCCUUGGUGAUAGUACGGACUCCUAUAUUGAAGUAUUGGAUGGCUCGAGAGUGCACCCUGAAACCUACGAGUGGGCACGCAAAAUGGCAGUUGAUGCGUUAGAGUAUGAUGAGUCUGCUGAAGAUGCUAACCCUGCAGGAGCUUUAGAGGAGAUUCUAGAAAAUCCUGAGAGACUGAAGGAUCUUGAUUUGGAUGCUUUUGCUGAAGAACUUGAGAGACAGGGUUAUGGUGAUAAACAUAUCACAUUGUAUGAUAUUCGAGCUGAGCUUAGCUGCAGGUACAAAGACCUUCGAACACCUUACAGGUCAGCUAACCCUGAGGAGGUCUUUAACAUGCUGACCAGAGAAACGCCAGAGACAUUCUAUAUAGGUAAAUUGAUAACCUGUAGUGUUACUGGUAUAGCGCAUAGAAGACCUCAAGGAGAAAGUUACGACCAAGCUAUCAGGAAUGAUGAGACGGGGCUUUGGCAGUGUCCAUUUUGCCAACAAGAUAAUUUCCCAGAGCUUAGUGAGGUAUGGAAUCAUUUUGACAGCGGUUCUUGCCCUGGUCAAGCUAUUGGUGUUAAAACACGGCUAGACAAUGGUGUGACUGGCUUCAUCCCAACAAAAUUUAUUAGUGAUAAAGUAGUUAAACGGCCUGAAGAAAGAGUAAAGGUGGGCAUGACUGUACAUUGUCGAAUAAUGAAAAUCAACAUUGAAAAGUUUAGUGUGGACAUGACAUGCAGAUCCUCAGACUUAAUGGACAAAAACAAUGAGUGGAAGUUACCCAAGGACACUUACUAUGACUUUGACACAGAGGCUUCACAUCUAAAACAGGAUGAAGAGCUGAAAAAGAAACAGCAGCGUACCACUUACAUAAAACGUGUCAUUGCACAUCCCUCUUUCCACAAUAUUAACUUCAAGCAAGCUGAGAAGAUGAUGGAGACAAUGGACCAAGGAGAUGUUGUUAUUCGACCAAGCAGUAAAGGGGAAAAUCAUCUGACAGUCACAUGGAAGGUUAGCGAAGGUAUUUACCAACAUGUGGAUAUACGAGAGGAAGGGAAGGAGAAUGCCUUCAGUCUGGGGUCAACGCUAUGGAUUAACAAUGAGGAGUUUGAGGACUUAGAUGAAAUCAUUGCUCGAUUUGUGCAGCCAAUGGCAUCUUUUGCAAGAGAUCUUAUAAACCACAAAUAUUACCAGGACUGCAAUUCUGGCGAUAAAAAGAAAUUGGAAGAAUUAUUGAUAAAAACAAAGAAGGAAAAGCCUACAUUCAUUCCAUACUUUAUCUCAGCUAAUAAGGAGCUCCCAGGCAAAUUUUUGCUAGGAUAUCAGCCCCGAGCUAAGCCAAGAAUUGAGUACAUAACAGUGACACCUGAAGGUUUCAGAUAUAGGGGACAGAUAUUCCCUACAGUCAAUGGCCUUUUCCGAUGGUUCAAAGACCACUACCAAGACCCUGUACCAGGUAUUACCCCUAGUAGCAGCAGUAGAACUAGGACUCCGGCCUCCAUGAGUGCCACCCCUGCCAAUAUUAAUCUUGCCGAUCUGACCCGUGCUGUGAAUGCUCUCCCGCAAAACAUGACUUCCCAAAUGUUUAACGCUAUUGCUGCAGUUACUGGGCAUGGGCAAAAUCCCAAUGCAACGCCAGCUCAAUGGGCAUCCAGUCAGUAUGGUUAUGGUGGAGGCAGUGGAGGUGGGAGCAGUGCUUAUCAUGUUUUUGCAACUCCAGCACAGCAGCCUAUGGCUACGCCUCUGAUGACCCCCAGCUACUCGUAUGCUACUCCCAGCCAACCUAUCACAACACCACAGUACCAUCAGCUACCGCCAAGUGCUACACCAACCCCCGCACCCACACCACAGUCCUCUCAUUCACAAAGUUCUUCAACAUCAAGUUCCCGACACAGACAGCAAUCCAAAACCAGUAGUCAGACCCCUAUUGACUGGGGCAAAAUGGCUGAACAGUGGCUGCAUGAAAAAGAGGCAGAGAGGCGAAAACAGAAACAGCGGUUAACCCCUCGUCCAUCUCCAAGUCCUAUGAUUGAGAGUACACCUAUGUCUGUCGCAGGGGAUGCCACACCACUGCUGGAUGAAAUGGACCGAUGA